AUGGCAAAAGAUCAGGAAUUACUUCAGGCGGUAAAAGCAAACGAUCUUAACGCAUUCAGGAAGAUAGCAGCGAAAAUAAAAGCGGCCAAAUCAAGUAAGUGCUUUUCUUAACGCAAAUAUAUCAAAGAAGUUUAAUUCCGGUGUUUCCCUUUUGAUAACGAAUUCAAAAUGUUCGACAUAAUAACCCCAUUCAUUUAUAUUUAACGAGGGUCAUCGCAGAAGUUUGCUGGUGGUGACUAAACGUCAUUAUAGCCUUCGUGCUCUUAAGUAUCGUUGUCUUUUCACGUUAAAUCUGGUUUGUUUCGCAACAUUUCUCGCUCACGUUCGUGUGUCUGAAAGGUGAUGACGGAUUCUUAGUCGCCUUCAACAACUCAAGCUGUUUAUUUUGAGUAACCAUUUGUACAUUAGUCAUGCUCUUAGAAACAGUAAUUUAGCCUUUUUGUGAAACUACGAACCCUCCAUUAGACAAUCUUACUAUCAUGACUACAAAUUUUGGCCGAUCGGAAAUUUUAUUAGUGAUUCAAUUCUUGUUUAUUGUCGUAGAGAAUUUGGGAAGGAUAUUGAGGCCGGAUGUCAAAUGCACGCCAAAAAGCGAAACAAUCACAUAUUUAGCACGAAUUUCCUCUUUCAUUUUGAUAACAUUACAAAGGACUUGUUCAGAACCUUGUCAGGUGGUUGAUUAUAAAUGUAUCUACUUCUUAUCUCGCUGAAUGCAAGCCUAAGUGACCAAAGAGAUACUUGUAUCUUGAAUUCACAUGAUUCGAUAUUCACCUAAUGACAAAAAAAAUAUUAUGUAAGUUUUUAAGUGAUCCAAUUUGUUUUCCAGUCAUCUGAAUGCAUCUUCGAAUAAUGCUUGUCUACAAAUUUGCCCAUUUGUUUAUUUAAUGGUUUGCAAAUUAUCAGUGAAAUAGUUUGCUUUGUAUUGGGAUUAUUCCUUUCCAGACAUUUCCAACUGUUUUUUUUGUCCUCGUAGCAGUAAAUCUAGACAAUAUAGCACAGAUUUUUAACAUGUUGCCUGUUUUUUACUUUGCUUGUAUGGGAGACUCACAUGCUCAGACCCAAAAACAGAUAUAGAUAUUGUAUUUAUAAAUUAAUAAACACAGUGCUAUGUAUAACAACUUAAUUAACAGGAUAGUCUAUAACUUAAUUGAGAAAAUCCUAUUCGACAAAAGAAUGAUUCUUUAAAAUAUUUAAUGAUAAACUUAUUCCUUUUUAAAAGAAAUCUGGUAGAUGUGUAUUAAGGCAAAAUUGAUUGGUGAUUAUCUUCAUUUGUGACACCUUGCUGCCCUUUUAGAAAAAUUAUGUGCUAAUAUGGUAAAUUAAAUUCAGUGAGGUCAUUUAAGCUGGUACAGACAUAAUUUUUUUCUGAUAAAUAUUGUUAUUCAAAUAUGAAAAAAAAAUUGUGAUGAAAAAAAAGUAAGGUAUGAAGCAGUUCCUACAUCUCUUGGAUGAAAAUAUUGAGCAAAUUUAAUCUUUUCCUCUCCUGUUGGACUUUCUAAGAUGGGUUUAAAGAUAUAUAAAAACUGUGGAUUUACAUGUACUUAUAAAUUGAUGUAUCAUAUUAUACCAAUAGAAAGAUUUCUCCAAAAGUAUAAGAAUGUGAUAUUCAUUUACAGUGCACUGUAGAAAUGAUCCAGCUAUUGUUAUUUUAAUUAGUGCAUGAGUAGAAACACCAUGAGGUGUCAGAAACUUUAGUGAGGUUGCGUUAUAGUAUAGCUCAGAGGUACUUGGCUCUAAAUUCACGCAAGAAGAAAACACGCACAUAUGGUGUAUUAGAUUCAUAACAAGGGAGAGAUUCUGAUGUUGGUGACAUUACGCGGUUUUGUCCCUAGAGUUUAUGGCUCUACAGUAUAUCUGCGGUUUGUGAAUAAAAAGUGCUAUGAUUGUUAAUGAAAUAUUUUUAUUUAAAUUACCAUGAACAUAUGUUUUUCUUCAGAAAAAGGUGGCAAGAAAUACAGUGUAAAUAUUCAAGAUGAAGAAGGGUAAAUACUUUUGUUUUAUAAUUUGAAAAAUACAGUUUUAUGUGGUCUUAAAUUCUAAUAAUACUUAUAAUUCUAGUUGAAGUAUAUACUGAACCACUUUGAUUACAACAAGCUUCUCAGUUUUCAAAGCUUCUUUGUUCUUUAAUUUGUGAGAAGUGGUUAAUAUGUCUGUCAAAUUACUUGUUUCGUUAAUUGUUUUUAUAUAUCAGCUCUAUGCAAUUUUACCUGAGUUGUUGACUUGUUGCUUUUUCAUACCCAAAAGUUCUUUGUUUUACAAAACAGUAUAACGCAUAGGAAACUUAUAGCACUGGAUUACAAAUUAAGGCACUGAAGUCUCCUUUUUUUUCAUCAGUACAUGCAUAAAAAUUGUAUAUGCAUCGUGUACUUCCCUGCGUCUGAGCAUAUGAGAUGUGCAUGCACAAUCAACUUAUACAUGAGGGGUACUGUAAGUUGUGUUUCAUUUUUUUUUCCAGAUUCACACCCACUCACCAUGCAUGUCUUAUAGGCAGUAGUGAAAUUGUCAUAGCACUCAUUGAGUUGGAAUGUGAUGUCAAUGCCAAAGAUAAGAAAGGUAACAAUUAUAUUAAAAUACUGAUGUUUUAGCAAAAUAUUAUGAAUGUAAACAAGGUUGUUAGUUUCUAAAGAAACUGCUGCGCUGCUUUGGCUGGUAGAUGAAACAAUUGAUAUGUUAUAAACUCUAGGUUGACCAUUUGACCUCUAUGAAUGACUAGCAUCUAAUUUAUCCUAUGUUAUCACCCCUAAAUCAUACAUUUAAGCCACAAGAAUAGAGGAAAUGACUACCAACUAAAGAAGCUUUUGAUUGUUAAACAAAUUCUCCUUAUCAGCACCUUAGGAAAUGUAAUAAGAACAGUGUGGAGAAUAUGGAUACUGAUGUUAGGGUGUAAGGGGUUGAUAAAGGAGGGUAUACUGCCUAAUUAACCACAAGAGUAGCAUUAUCGAUCUCUUUUUGUACAUGAAGUCUCCCCUUUGUUCCUUUUUAACUCUGUCCUACAAUUAUAAUAUUCUAUAGUUUAAAGGCAAUUGGAAAUAGUUACUUAUUUUUUUCCUCUAUUGAACUGUUAUUUUUUGUCUUUCUCGUUUUGUAGGAAUGACUCCCUUGCAUUUAGCUGCCUGGUCAGGAAAAGUGGAAGUAGCAAGGUUGUUGUUAGAGGCUGGAGCAGAAGUCAACAGUUGUUCACAAAAUGGAGACACACCUCUUAUUUUAGCCUGUCAGCAUGGAAACUCUGAUGUGGUAAGUGCACAGAUUUAUCUUUCUGUAGCUUGGAGGAGAAGUAAUGUACAGCUUGAAAGACUAAUCAAAAGUGGUCCAAGAAGACUGUUCAUAGCAAGGUUUGCAAAACCUGGAAUGAUCUAGAAAAUUCUAUUUUAAAUAUUUUGCUUUCACAAGUGGCUGCAGCUAUAAAUUGAAAAACCAAUUUGAUCUGGAAAAAUUUCUGUAAUAUCUCACUGAAACAUUAUUGUGAAAGACCAAAAUUGAUCUUAUUGAGAUAUUUGAUCAUCAAUACAUGUACAUGUAUUAUUCCAAUGAAACCUUUCCUCAGUUGGCUCUUGGAAGCCAACUUAUGCGCUGUAGAAACGAUUUAUGCCAAUCAACCAGAAAUUAUGUUUUAACCAAAAUUAAUAUUUCUGAGGUUUGUAAUCUUUAAUAAAUUCCAGUGAGAGCCUUAGCUCAACUAGUUUUGGGCAGUCCACUUAUGCACUGUAGAAAUUAUAAUAUUUAUUUUCCUCAGUUGCUUGGAAAAUGUGUAUAACUUCACAUAUUUUUUUAAGGAGCCAGUCUCAGUAAUGUUAAUGUCUUGCAUACAUUUUCUACUUCCCUAGCAUCUGAACUCCCUAGACCCAAACAAUCUUUGUAAUGAAUUCCUUUUGUAGGCUGAUGUGCUUUUAGACAGGAACUGUAGUACAAUGACAGUUAAUAACAAUGGAGAGGCAGCUUUGGACCUUGCCUGCAGAUUUGGACAUGUUCAUGUGGGUACCACAUUUCUAACCUGUUUUUGUCUUCACCUCAAAAUUCCAGGAGCAAUGGAAACACAUUCUCCCUUCUCCUUGUAAAACCAGUACAUUUUCUAGCGAAUUGGAUCUAUGUAUUAGUGAGAGGGUGGUGUACUUGGUAUACAUGUAACCUUGUUACAGUAAUGUUGUUUAAGUAAAGAGAAUUAGCAAAAAUUAUAAAAAAAAUGGAGAAAGUCAAUGCAGGAUGCUAACUCUUCAUCACUAUGUGACUGCAUUAAAAAAAACAAACAAAAACAAAACAAACAAACAAACAAAACAAGGGGGAUGAGACAUUUGUAAAUUGUAAAUCAAGUUAAAUUAAUUUAAGUCAGUUCUUAAGGCAUAUGGAACUAUUUUGAUCUUUUCAUCAUGAGGGCUUCAUAAUGCAGAGGGAAGGGAAUUCUGAGGAGAAACAAAUUUAAAAGAGUUUCUCACCUUGAUAGUUAUGCAGUUCUUGUAGAUGGGCUCUCUUUGUGAUAAAGUGUUCUUUGGUAUGGUUGCACCUAGGUUGUUGAACUGUUGCUUAACACCAAAGAGGUGAGGAGUGCAUUGGCCACUGGUGCAGUGCGUAAAACUGAUCCACCAUUGCAUGCAGCUUCAAAGACAGGUCACGUAGAAAUAGUCAGGUAAGAUUUCAGGUAGCUGUUGUAAGUUUUGUAAACUUUUUCAUGAUGUCUUAGGGUUUUUGCCAUGGCUACAUUCAAUUAUUAUCACUGUUAUUAUUAUUUCUAUUAUUGUUAGUGUUUUUAACACCAGUCGAUUAUGAAAAAGUUCAGCUUCUUUUUUUAAAAAUUCCACUCUGGCCAUCAAGAGAUGAUAGAAGUUCCUGGUUUUUGGGUGCUCCUUUCAAACAGUACUAGUCAUUUAUAAGAUUUUUUCAUAAUCCUCUUCACAGAAUGUUAUUAGAAGCUGAUGCAGAUAUCAAUCAAGUUACCAGUAAUGGUUCAUGCUUACAUGAAGCAGCUCUCUAUGGUAAAACAGAUGUGGUCAACAUGCUCCUUGAUGUAAGUAAAUCAGUCAUUGCAAUUUGUUUAAACAUGUUUCCUGGCCACAGAGGGAGAGAAUAAAGCUGUCACAAACCAUAUGGAAGUAGCUGUAAUCUGUUUGGGCUUAUCCAGGUUUUAAGUAGAAAAUUAUAGAGUUUGGUAGAGUGUUUAUCAAAAUUCUUUAGAUCAGCAGCUUAGGAGUUUGAGAAGUUUUCUUAUUGGUAUAGAAGAGGUUCAUUUUGCCCCACCCAUCUUACUGUCAGUAAAUCAAAAAGUUGUAAAAAGAAGUUGUGGAACAGAUAUCGUAAAUAAUGCCCUGAUACAUGUAAAUCCUUUACCCAGGAACACAAUUAAGUGAUUGAUGAUGAUGCUAAACGUAUUAUUUGUUAUGUGUCAUUCCGUUUUAGUGGGGUAUCAAUGCAGAUAUACGAAAUGAUGAAGGACACACGGCACUUGAUAUGGUUAAUCUUUUCACGAGUUCAAAAGCAUCAACAGCAAUUAAAAAACUGUUAAAAGGUAACUUGUUUCACCAACACUUAAGGCUUGGUUUGCAAGCAAAGAUUCCAAUUUCUCCAAAACUAUAGGGUUUGAUUUAUUCAGCGUUUUGAAAAGAUCUAAAAGUUAGAGGAGUUUUGGGACAACUACUCUCUCUUUUAAUGACCAGGGUUUUUUUAGAAAAAAUUUAUAGAGGACAUCGGGACGGACGGGAGCAUUGUCCUUUGUAGGGUUUCAACAUUUACUUAACUGUGAUAUGACGUUCUUUGGAUGAUAACCCGUUCGGAUAAAUAUUCGGCAGUUCUAUUCAAAACAAUUAUCGUUUGUUUACCUGUUUUAGACGCAGCUUCUGCAGAUAGCACUGUGUAUGCCAAAGCCGUUAGGGAUCAUUUCAACGUGAUGGACUCUACAGCCCUUCCGUUCAAGACUGGAGAAACAAUCAUCGUAAGACACUGAAAUAUAGCACUUUUCAUUUGCGUUCUCUCUUUUUCUUUUGCACAGUCCACUUGGGUCUUUCAGUGUUAGAAUGUUUUGUAUUGUAGUCUAAUAAGUCAUACACCCGCCUUCUCGUCAGAAAAGGAGUGGAACCAUGACGAGCCGAGUUCAUGAAAAAUUAAUGUUUUAGAUCACUAAGUGCCAUUGUGCGAUAUUUUAAGCAGGAAAAAUGAGUUAAGUAAGUGCGACGGCGAUGAAAUGUAGUUUCAUCAAUAAUGAAAUUCAAUAACCGGCUUGAGCGUGUAACCUCUCCCUCCUUCUACAUCGAGUUCUUUAACCCCCCCCCCCCUCCUCUUCAAGAAAUCUCCCCCUCUUCUUAAAGAAAUCUCCACGUAUGGAAACCUUGGGAAUGGAUAAGCCUUGCUUGAGUGUGGGGGUGGGUACUUGGGCUUAUCAGCGCGUUUGCAGUGUACGUGCUGUAAUACUGCGCUAAGAACUCAAGUUCAGUCCGAGGUUAUUAUAUCAGAAUGUUGAUCUGAUCUUUCUUGUUAGUGUUGAUCGUGGAAAUUAUAUUUUAUCUUCAUAUGAAUGAAAAGUUGUUAUAUUUAGAAGGAUGUGGAUAACUUGCUGCACAUCUGUGUGUUUUUAUUCUGUUGAAUGUUUAUUUUAGGUGCUUGAACAAAACCAGAAUGACCGAUGGAAAGGGAAAAUAAAAAGUGGAGAUGUAAGGUUUUUUCAGUUUUAUGACGUUCAGUGAAUUUACUUUUUACUUGAUUACGGGGCUCUUAUUGUGGCGUUUUAUUCCAGCAUUAAUCUCAUGUGGGUAUAUUACGUAUAAAUGUUAAACGUACUUGUACAAGUAUUUGUCGUGGAUGCUCUCAGGAUCGUUUGGAAAAGGUCAACAUUGUUAGCGACAAAGUAAUUGAAAUAUAGUUAGUUUACAUAAUUUCCAUUUGAAAUUUCAGAGGGAAAAUAUUGGAUACUUCCCUGCUAACUUUGUGAGGAUUACUGCCCUAAGAAGAGGCUCCAAUGGUUAGUACAGUAAAGUAAUUCUAUAUGCAAAAAGCACGUGGGCCUGUAGAUACAUCAUGCCUGAUUUUCUCUCGUAUACCUAAAAUCCAAACUUCUCAUGUAGUCAAAUAAAGUUAACCUGAUUCAUUCAAUUGAAAGAUCGACGUUUGAAUCAAUUACGUUCGUCUUAACUGAUUUGACUUUUCCCAAGAAUUCAGUUCCGCUCAAAAUUGAUAUCAAGUGACGUUUUCGUCUAUUUGUGUUCUUACUUUCAGCCAAGAAGUCACCGAAUCGUAAGGAAGCUGGUGUAUUACCGACGGGAUCUUACGACAUGAUCGCACUACCAUCAGGUAUUUAUUAAACAGUGGCUCUAAGGACUGAGGUUAAAUAGAGAAAGACAUGUCUGAUUAUAUAAACUCUAGUUGUCCUCCUUCUUUUUGCCCACUGGCUACUCGCUCCAACCAACCCUGCCCCCUUCCCACCCCACCGCCCGCUUCUCCGGCAUUCGUUCUCAUUUUUGUCGUAGCUGUACUUGCAGAAGUUCAACACACGCUAUUUUUAGCCUGAUCAAACCCGAUCUUUUUUAUGCCAGCAAUGGGUUCGUUAAUGAGCUUAUAGAUUCUUCCAGUAACAGCCGCACAUUUUAUAAAAAAGCAAACAAUUUAAGAGAACUAUGUCAAUAAUCAGCUAGCCGAUAUAUCUUGAUGAGCUAGGUACAGCCGUAAUUUUAGGUUAGUUUUCCUCAUCUUACGUCACAAAGUAUGACGGGCAGGCAACAGAGAUAAUCGAUCAUUGGAGCUUCGAGUCAAUUGUAGUUUUACUUUUCUUUCUAGUUCCAUCCUCUCCUGGUUUUCAGAGAAACUCUCCUCGACUAAAAAGUUUUGGUAAAAAAGAUCACCGCUCUCGAGGUGAUCAAGACGUGGAACCUGACAAGGUGCUGGUGGAACCAGUUUUAUCUGUCAAAGGAGUCAAAGCUCAAAAAGGAUCAGUUAAAAUGGCAGCUGAUCCAGGCCUGCAGUAUGUGGAGGUUGCGGUUGACAAACCUCCCUCGUCUCCUCCUCAGGCCUUUAUAGCGGGUAACAAAUUGAACAACAAAACGAAUUACGCUGAGGUUCGUUUACCAUCAUCAAAUGGAUUAGUGGAAGAAGUCAAUGAAAGCGAUGAGGCGCCACAGCUACCAGAUAAAGAAAAUAAAACAGCAAGUACCGCAAACGAGAUGGAAGAUAUCUGGGUUCGAAACACGUCUACUCCCCCGCCUUCUUUGCCACCUAAAAUAAGGGAACUUGCAAAAGGCGCAGCUCCUAUUGUUGCAUGCGAUUCGAUCGAGCCAGGUAAUAAAUCAGGAAGGCCUCCUGCGUCUCUGCCACAUCCCGCGGGACAAUCACGUGCAGAGGGUCCACAUCAUGCGAGCGGUACGGGUCUUGAUACUGGUCAGCCUGCGCGGCGGGUCGCAACUCCCGAAUUGUCGCGGAAAGGAUACGAGGACAUGAGUUUAACUCCAGCGUCUGGGGGUCGAGCGACACCACCUAGUGAAGACAUAUGGAAACUUCAACCUCAUGAUAUAAGAGAACAUCCUCCGAAGCAAGGGCUUGCUUACGAGAACGUGCAACUGACGCACAGAGCGAAGCCGCCUUGUGAUAUGCAAAGCAUGUUGAUCUGUAAUGUCGACCAACCAGUGGGAGUAGGUGUGGGGGCGGACGGUUAUGUAGUUGUUAAUGGACCUUCUUCACAAACAACAAAUUCCAAAGGCUACGAAAAUGUUGCGUCAAAUGCGCCCAAACCAGUUGGACCCGAGUACGCGAACAUUUCGAAUAAAGUAGCUUACCUGGCUAUGACGGGCGGUAUGUCUGCUGACUCGACAUCAACCAGAACAAGUAAACAGGCUCCAGAUGACGACAAUGAAGACUCAGAUAAUGGUAAAGAUAACAUUCUCAGAGAAGUUGAUCCUAUUCGGGUUUACUUUGAUGUUAGUUUAUUCCGCUUUGUGAUUGUGUAAAAACACGCGCUUCGCUUCCAUCCAAUCAGAUGCAGAAGUAAAACCAACCGCAACUUGAUCCUUCGCAUUUCCCCGCUCUUGGUACCGUUUCUAGUUUAUAUUUUAGGUUAUUAUAAGCUCUCUGUAAUUUUUCUCCUCACGAGCUGGCGCUAGCUACCUUGGCUUUAGGGGAGAGAAGAUUGAGACGAGAUGGAGUUUGUCGCGCCUUUCCUGCGUUUUGUUUCCAGUGUAUGCUCAAAGGGACGCACAAGAGAAAAAUAGAGAAAAACCGAGUAUUAUUUUUUCAAUGGUGUUAAAAAUAUAAACCGGAAAUAUUUUAUCACCUACAAAACCAAGUAAAAACAACCAGGGAUUUAAGCAGGAAUCUAAGCCUAUACUAGCCAUCUUUUUGUGUGUGUCUUGAAGUGUGUUCUUUCUAAGAAAUAGGCAUGUGAAUCGUAACCUUUUUGGUGACAUCUCUCUGUAGAUGAGGGUAAAGAUGGAAUGGAUUAUGAGCUGAUGAACAGCCGCCCUGUUCCAGUGAACCAUCAGUACGUUAAUAUCGACCGACAGGGUAUGUACAUUAAAAUUAGGUAUCCCUUGCAAACGAUUUAACGAUUGGAUAUCCAUUCAUUUUUAAACUCCUUGCACACCGUCUCCUCCAAAUUUGUCAGUCCAGAUCUGUUUCGAGUCACUGAAUUAUGGUGCGAUCCAUUCCCCGACUUUGUAUUCGAAGAGGCUCAGUGAAUCCUCUUAUGACCAAGAUCAGAUUUGUAAAUCUCCCUUCUCGCUGUUACACAUUUCUUUGUGAAUAACUGACGAGAAAUUGGGAUUUUAUUAUCAUAGCAACAUCAAGUUGAUCUUUUCUCAUUACCCGUGUACCGAAAAGAUAAACAAUGAUGCCAAAGACUGGUCACCUUUGUGAAGAGUUAAAGUCGUAAAGGGUGAAAGAAGCUAUGUCAUGAUACUUUGAGUCAUUCUUUGUGCUGUGUUAAACUACUGUAAGUUCGUUGAAAUUGAAAAAAAAAUCAACAUGGUUCAUUUGAAACUAAGCGGGAUCAAGGAUAGCGAAUUAUGGAGAACUUCGAGAGAAAUUACAACGGGUGAAAAUGAAAAAUUCAGCUUAAGUUUUCCGUCAGGGCAUACAAAGAGUGAUAGAGUUCCGCGUGUCAAUGCCAUAUUUAGUUCGUUACUGUACUCCUUUCUGGCCUUUCCGUUUAUUGAUUAUUAAUUGCCUGUUUUCCUCAGGAGACGUAGGCAGUCCCGCGGAAGCUACGGGUCAUCUCCAACUCAAGGUGAGGUUACCAAGUUUUAUCCAGCGCAACCUUGCGGUAUUAUUAGUUCGGCCGAUGGCAAUAUGGCCGACAGGCGCAUAAGCCGUAAGAGAAUGCAGGGACUGCACACUGAGCUACCAAGGCUACUGAAUAUGAGGAUUAAAUGGGUUUUUUAUUCGACGUGUAAAGGGAAAAGUGUUAAUGAAAGAUGGAGUAGAUUAAAACGGAUUACGACUCACGAACUUGUAAACUUCCGGAAAAAUUCUUCACGAUGAACAAACCGUGAUCCACCCUACAAUUUCGUGUCUGUGACUCUCCGAGGAAACAGUCGGAAAAGCGAACGGUCUUCUUUGAGCUGUGUAGCAAUAUAUAUAUAUAUAUUUAUUUUUUUAUUUUUUUUUUUUUUGAUUUGAAUGAUUUGAAUAUUGCCCAAAAUUGAUGAAAAGUCUAGAAUAAUAGUUUCCUAACAUAAAAAAGAACUAAAGAGGCAGUGUGAGACUAAGAAGGAAGGAGGGUGGUCUUGAAUGUAGAAGAUUAACUUGGAUUGCAAUUUUAGCAAUAUAGUGAUGUUCUUUUUUCUAACUCUGCAAACCGGGCGGGCCUUAGCUCAUAUGGUCCACGUGAUAAAAAGGAGCGUGAUAGUGGGUGGGUCGAAAAUGACAAAAACCUGUAUCUCUGCUGGAGUUGGGUGUAAACUCUGUAAAUGAGAAUUAUAUUAACAGAGUGACAGAUGUACUGAGUCAUACCUGAAAUAUAUAGGUCAAGUUUGUUUGAAGCAGUAACAAAAUCAUUGAUUUCAGUGUUGAAAUGGCUUGUUCUUCCCAUUCUAACACGAUCACAGUGUUAAAUUCACUCGGGUAUUUUUAUGACAAAAACGGUACCCUUUGUCUCAUGGAUGUAUUUUGGGGGUAAACAGCGCGAUUUUGUGGAGCAAAUGCUCUCCUUCUGCGUGGGUGUCUUCCCUGCCGUUGAGUUUAGGAAAUGUGGGUACACAGGAAAUAUAGGAAGGAAAGAGAUUAGUCAACGAACUUUAAAUAGAAUUUUAGAUUCUGACUGUAACCUUAUUUAGUAGUAUCAGGCGUGAAAAGGCCAUUUGAGAGUUCGGAAAUUGUGGAAUUUCUCCCUUUGAGCGCCUGCCGUUUGCGGUUAUAUAGAAAUGUCUCGGUGAAUUUACCAACAAAUUGACUUGACACGUUAUUUGGGUAAAUCCUCACUGCAUCCUUCGAUACCGUUAGUGUCCAUCUUAUUGCUUAGUGUGGGACCUUAGGUAAGACUUCUGGAAAAUUACCUUUCUGUCUCUCAAUUGCCGUAUCUCUACUCAACAAAGCUAACAUGAAGUCUUUUUUACCCGAUUUCUUAGAAAUGAUUUUUAUCUAAUACUUACCGUGUGUAUUAUUUUUGAGUAGUCAUCUAAAUAUCUUUUUUACCCUUCGGGUAACGCACUCUGCCUAUUUUUGCUUUUAGUUGUGACCUUCGUUCAUCUAUCUUCCUAACACGAUAUUAUUUACUGUGAUUUGAUUGAGAGGGCUCGUGCAAAGUUCAAAUCAUUUGUUCAUGUUUUACACUAUGUACGGGAGGAAUUUCUUGAUGAUCUGUUGGAUAGCAUAACUUUUGCUCAGGAUCUUUUUUUCUUCUUCCCAGAUGCGAGACUAUAACGCGUUAUUUGACUGGCUAGAGAAGUUUAAAUUAACGAUCUACAUCGAUAAUUUUGUAAAAGGUGGAUUCGAUAUGACGAGUGUUCGUGGAAUCACAGCGGAGGUAAGAAACUCGAGAGCUUAUCGUUCCUGCGGAGUCAUCAUUACUCAUUCAAUUGUUAUGAAAAAAGAGAAGUCAUUUAUUUAUCACCUGAUAAAGUGUCGUCACGCAAUGUAAUUUUUGUUACGUUUAUCGCUAAGAUGAUCUUUCUGCUAGGCAUAAGGUAAAAUAUUUGACUGGACUAUUUUUUGGACUAUUUUAUAGGGGGGAAAGCACACCAUUAGUUCUCAGGGAGGGGUGGGAGGCAGAGCGUUAUUACUCAGGGAGAGGUGAGAGACGGACUAUUACUACGCAGGGAGGGGUGGAAGGUGGUUGUAAUAGUAAACACUACUGAUUAAUGGAGCUUUUACUCGAUCGUACAAAUUAUGUUAAUCAGUUUUUCGACUGACUUUUUGUAUGUCAAAAGUUUAGCGCUGAGGCGCGGCUUUUCUUCAUUUUUUUGUCAUGCGAAAGCGAAUCAGAAAUUUGUACAAUCGAGUAAAAGCUCCAUUAACCAGUAGUGUUUACUAUUACAACCACCUCUCACCCCUCCCUGCGUAGUAAUGGUCCGUCUCUCACCCAUCCCCGAGUAAUAACACUCUGCCUCCCACCCCUCUCUCAAUACUGAUAGAUUUCAUCCCACCCCCCCUCAGUAGUAACGGUGUGCUUUCCCCCCCUUUAAAAUGGUGCAAAAAAAAAAAUUAUCCAAAAAAAGGUCCAAAUAAUAGUCCAGUCCAUAUCUUACCCUAUGCCUUUCUGCACGUUUUGAUAAUUUGAGCUUUUUUUUUCGAAACGUGUCACAAAUCAAGCCUUUGAAACUGAGAGGUUUUUUUUCUUUUUAACACUCUACACCGUAACAUCAGUGUGUAUAUUCUCCAUACUGCUCGCCAUACAUUUCUUAUGGUUUUGACAGGGAGAAUUUAUUUAUUACUAGCUAGUCACUCUUAGGGUUGAAGGGUUCAGGAACCAACGGGUUGGUUGUUCGUGUCUUAGUGUACCCUUGGUGCUUUUUCAUGUUUCUUUUUCACACAUUUUCUUUUCCUCUCUAUUUGUCCAGGAUUUGACGGCCAUAAAUGUGAAUAAAACUGGGCACAGGAAAAAAAUUAUGUCGGAGUCCGCAAAACUAGAGGAGACAACGGUGUUCCCGAAGGAAAAACCGGUGAGUAUCUUUCGUUUUGAGAAGAUUACUAAUAAUUUCAACUCAAUCAACGAGACAAUUUGAGGUUUGAAGUUUCUCUGUCAUAAUUUCAAGCUGUUAUUAUCCCACGCAUUUUCUGAGAUCACGCCAUCUUGAAGACAUAAACAAACUGUGAGACAGAUGGUGGGAAUGUUGGAGAGCCUAGAGCCAUUGUGCAUUCGUAUAUAAAAACUCUAGCGACUGUAUGCGUUACUUCUUACACAGGAGGAUAUUAUGACGUGGCUACGUUUGAUUGGUUUAGAACAGUACAUACCUGAGUUCAUGGACGGCGGUUUCGACGACAUGGAUUUUCUUCAGGACAUGACGAUAGAGGACCUUGUGGCCAUCGGAGUCAAGAGACCAGGCCAUCAGAGAAAGAUUUGGAUGGCUGUUAACGCUCUGAAACAUGGAGAUGAAAAUGAAAACAUGCUGGAAAGCGUAGAAGAGGAAUUAACACCGCAGGAUAGGAAAGGUUAUUUAGAGACCUGUUUAGAUGGAGAGGACUCGGGCGUGUCAACAGAUGACGUGGAGGCGUCUGAAAUGAGUACAGAGGAAAACCCAGGGAAUUCUUCUCCUUCUUCUCUUGCAACUAGAGAAAAUACUAUCGAGGAACCGUUUGUGAAGGAUUCUUUGUCAGCAGAGUCUGAAAUUCCUGCAAUAUCAGCAGUUCAGCCUGUGGUAAAGGAGGAAAAAGAAAUUGUUGAUGCAGAACGAGAUCAACAAAGAACUCCUGUUCCGGACGAACCUUGUUCUAAUACCGAUUUGUCACAAUUGAAAGGAAAGGACAGCUUGGAAAACGAAGUGGACUCAUUGAGUUUCCAUGUACAAAAUGUAAUUUCAUUUCCUGACAGUGACGAUGACGAGCCACCUCCCCGCCCUCCCCCUCCAAUGGAGGACAUUGACUUGUGUCUACCUACCGCUGACCUGAAUCAACAUGAAUUUGAAUCAAAUGGCCCUAGUAGGUCCGUUAAAGACUUGGUGUCUAAAGGGAAUAGUAGAGCACGUUCCUUUCCGUUAGACCCCAUUUUCCAGAGACCCAAGAAACCUGCGCCACCUCCUGUCAAACCUAAAAUUGCGAAGAAGCCGCCGCCUCCGAAAGUGCUACCCAAACCUCGAAAGGCUGCAUCCUUCACGGCAGGAUAUGGGGACAAGAGCUCGGGCGAGGAAAGCAUGGGAGACAGAUCACCAACAAAACCCACAUCACCUGAGCCCCGUAAGUACCUUGUGUUAAUCAUUUAAUUCCCAGAAGUGAUAAACAUUUAACUUCUCCCUAUAAUACCCAUACGUUAUUCAGUAAAGAGUUAAUGAGAAUACUCAAACUUAUAAGGAAGAGGUUUUAUCUUGAUCAAACACUGAAUUCUCUAACAGCUAGAGGGGACAAUUAACAAUCAGAUCUUGGGAGUUAAAGGGUUAAUGCAACUUUUAUUGUGUGACAAGUUCUUUGUUCUAUGCAGCCUACCCUUCCCGUACGGGUCGUGUCUUUUGGUGAUUGUGUGCUCCUGUUUUAUUUGCUAAUUUUAUAAUAAUUUGGUGUCAUUUCUUUGUUUUUUUGACGACGUAAUCUGUAACCGUGUGAACAAAAAACGCCUUUACAAGUGUGUGAAACAUUUAAAGGCAGUAAAAUGCAAUGAAGUAGUUUCUUAAAUACCUCUCUUUUUCCAGCUAACAUUUGAAGUGAGCAAACUGUUUUAACAAACUGCAAGUCGUCAACCUGGUUGACUUAACAGUAAAUAAGUACUGUAAACGUGCAUGUUAAGUUCUUAUGUGCUAUUGUCGAUUUCCGGCCAUUGCUUCUCGGUAAACCAUAAACAUUCCGUUUCUGUAGAUUCUCUCGAUUUCAAGAAAUGUUUCGUUCAACCACAUUCGCUCUUUGUAUCCGUUUCGUUACAUCACAUCUCGCUUUAUCCAGAUUUCAUUUUGCCGAAUACUUCUGUUUUCUCGUCAGAAGUGGCUGAAUUCAAGUAAUUCAUCAUACGCUUGGACAACAGCCUCGCUUUUAUGGACACAGGACUUAAUCUCAGCGAAAGGCCCUAUUCCAGAUUAGCUGACACUUAUUUCGGUCUUAAUGACUGUUUUCUUACUAGCGACAGAGUCUAACUAAGGGUCACAAGAACGUUAACAUCUAAGUUAAAAUAAAAACUUGUAGCCUAAGGGAAGUAGUAUGACCAACCAAAUAGGAGUUGGAAAACUCUCACUUUUCAAUUUUCUUUUUACUGAUUCUGCCCAUGAAUCCAGGGCUUAAGAUCUUUUAUGACCUGAAUAGUAAAGUCGCAACCGCAAACAGAAAAGAAAUCCAAUCAGAGUGCCAUUAAUUUGAUUUUCACAAGAUCAGGGAGUCCUGAGCAGCAUCGGUAUAUUUUGCCUUCGAUGAAAUCGGUUUGAUUUUCACUUUAAGCAUCGUAAUCCUCUGCGACGCCACGUCAUAAAAGGUCAACUCUGUGGUUUGAUUCUCCUUAUAUGACGUCAAUCAAUGGUCGACCACUUUGAACAUCAGUAAUUCUGCGAUAUUAUCUUUUUGUCCAUGCAUAGAUAAUACCUCGUCUCUUAUCCGUGGAAUUCUUGUAUUUUGCCUUUUUUGACCGUGAAUUACCUAACCAUGGUUCUCUACAUGUUUUCAGUGAUAAACGUUUUAAAACCUAAAAAAUUUUGUUAAAAAAAUUAUUUAAAGAAACUAAGAAAUAACAGUCGAUUAGAAUAACAAAAGAUCAAACGAAGUUUCUCUUCGUGCUAUUUGCAACGAGUUUUUGAAGCAGAGUUGAAAAUGAAAUUUUUAUUGAAUUGCGAAUGGCUCCAGUGAAAAAAUUCUCGUGCGCUGGUGAUGCAAUUGAUGUCAAUUAAAUUAAUUUAUUGAAUUUUUGUAAUAGAAUCAGUAAUACUUCUAUCAAUUUUUGAAGGACCUGAAGUCCCGUCUUGUUAUCAUAAAUAGUUUUGAAUAAAAGUAUUUGAAUGUUGAAUAUGUGAGCUCAAGAACUUUGAAUAUAUUGUCUUUAUAAUUUGAAGAAUGUCAAUUUUCAUGUCCAAACUUCGAGCAGAGCUCUGCUUUGAAGGAUUUCAAAAUAAAGGUGCUUCACACAGUUUGUGAUAUUCUGUAAGCUCGAAUUCUUUUGACGCAAAAGGAAAACAGGAAAAAAAGUGUAAGACAACUACUAAGUUCAAGAAUUAAAUUAAUUUGUUGUAAAGUACGGUAACACCUAGAAACUGACGCCAAAAUCAUCUUAGAAAAGUCACGUUACCAGUUUUACCACAUCCUGUCACAUGACCAUUCAAGUCACGUGUAUAGUUACUGUCAAUCACGUUACAAUCAGGACGCAGCAGCACUGGUUCCAGUCCCUACAACUGGCCAACGCCUCCCUGCACUCGACAGACCGGAAGCGGAAAUGGAAGCGUACGAUCGCGCAGCAGUAGUAACAGCAGCCAUAGCUCAGUGGACUCUUUGAUCGAAGAGAUUGAAGAAAGAAAAAAGGGCUUUGAAAAACCAGGCAGGAAAAUCAGCGCUGCUGAGCGAUUGAACACAUCACAUGAGUGUACGGAUGGAGCUCGAGAGAGCCAAGCGGAUGCAGCGAGAGGUAAACAACAGCUGCCCAAGAGAUGGGAACCCUGUGUCUCUCUUCCAUACUGGCUGGAUGUAACAUUUAACAUCACUUCACUUCAUCCUCACUCAUAAUAACACAACACAAUAAUUUUUUUUCUAAUCUAAUUUUCUAAUCUGCGAUCAAGAAUAGAAUGCAAUUUCGCUAUGCAGGAAAUAUGUUUUGUGCCCUUGACUUAGGUCAUAAGACAACUCUUAAAUAACUUUUCAAGGCUGUUCUUUACUCCGUUGGUAACAUUGUAACUAAUCAAUUGUCAAACUACACCGGCUAAACCGUGUCUGAUUAACCCUAAUAAAUAAUUUGCUCUCUGUUCUCAAAAACUCUAAGGUACUCAUUCGGUCUUCUAUGCACUAAUGACGUUUCUGUAUUUCGUUUAUGUUUUCUCUUCUCAACUUUGAGAAUGAAGAACAACUGAGAAUGAAGUUUAUGUUCUUAGUUUAUUCUUAUUUGACAAGUUUUCAUUUUCCUUCGUCAAAUUACAAGGUUAUGACUAUUAGGUCUCACCUCCGACAAAAGUUCUCUUCGAGUUUUGCUUUGUUAUUCGAAAACCAAGUUAGAACUGUACGAUGCUUGACUUGUGGGAUGCUUGGUUCGUUAAAAUCUUCGUUAUAGUUUUUUCUUUAGACGGUCAAGUAAUAGGAACAAACAAAUUUAAUACUUUGUGAGAGCUUUUCCGUAAAUUUCGUUGUCACGUUUGUCACGCUUCUCACGGUAAGUCUCGUUUCCAUAGACCAUACCUGAAUAGUGAAAUGUGACCAAGCAUAGUAGUGUUGCUUAAUCAUAAAAUCAUAUCAGUCACACAAUCUGCAACUAUUGGUUUCUUAGUUCUCAAUCGCUGUGAUGAAUUUCUCGUAUCUUUGCAUCCAUUUGAUUUCGUUUAUUAUUUUUCCAGUAGAUAGUAACCUUAAUGAACAAAUCAAACAGAUCCUAAGAAAUCGUUCUGGGGAAGAUCUCUCAAAACCACCAAUCUCAGGUACUUAUCUUAGUCACUUCAACUCUUUUUUUUGUUUUGUUUUUUUAUCAGUUACAUCCGCCUUUUAUCUAAACUAGCGACCUCUUAACCGCUUAGAAAAAAAAUCGUAUCCUUGACUGCAAAAUCGUUUCAUUAAGUUUCGUUUAAAUAAGGAGAAGGCUGAUGCAGAUAUUCCAUUCUCUUUAUCCAAGAUAGUCACUUUUCUUUAAACUCUCUAACUUUGUUUUCUUUACGUUGAUUAUUGAUUUAUGUGUUUUCGUUUGUUUUCUCCUAUCACAGAAUCUUCUGGAUCAUCUUUAACUAUGCAACAUGUUGACAUAAAAACUGAAUCUUCGAACACGAAAACAAACACGAAGGAGCAGGAGUAUGUCUUAUACUUUUUCGUUAUCCCGUGUACUUCUUUAAGCGUUGAAGGCUUCAUACGAGUCCAGCGAGAGUGGACAGUGAGUCUACGACACGCGUGUUUCCCACUAGAGAUCUUGUGACUGCAAGUUUUUCAGUAUGGCCUUGUUCCUGUGUUCCAUAGCUGUCUUAUUUAUCAGGUUCUGUGUUUCUCUCCCUGUCCAUGACUCGCGUGUCCCCUCGAGAGAUCUUCCGACUUCCUGUUGUCCAUUUGCUUGUUGUGCAUUCCACAGCUGUCCUAUUUAUCGGGUUCUCUCCUCUCUUCCCUGCAGAUUGGCUGAAGAUCUUAUGAAGGACAUCAACAGUAUGCUGAGUGAUUUCUCUUCUGAGCUGGAUUCCAUGUUCGAUUGAGCAUCAACUUGUAUUUUAUCAACAACAUGAUGAAAAGGAUUGUUAAGAUUUCCUAGAUACAAUGACUGAGAAGCCGUUUAACAUAUCUGAUAGUGAUGAAGAUAACAGCUUUCGAUUGGCAGUAUGUUCCGCAAUGGAAACCACAAUGUAAUGAUACUAAAACACUGAUCAAAGCAAAGGAAGACGACGACAAAGUUUCUGAUGUGUUCUGGUGUCAAGUCAAUUCAUCUCAUUACUUUACUUUUGGUAUUUUGGUAGCUUGCCAUGCGAAAUUGAUUAUGUUGUAAAAUAGUUUUUAAUAAUUUUCCUAUAUUUCAAAGAAUAGAUUUUUUAUAUCAUUUAAUUCUGUUCUUGAGAGCUGCAGCUUCUUGAUAGUGCAUAUUUAUUUUUGAUAGUCUUUAAUAUAAAAUCUGUUUUUUUCUGGGUAUUUUUAUGGGCCACAUGAUUUAAUUGCCAUCUUUUUUUUUUUUUUAAAUCAUCCAAAUAUUAUUAAGCCAGAAAAUUGGUUUAUUAAUCUUGAGAUUCACUGUUCAUUAGUUUGUAGCAUGUUUGGAGCAAUUUUCAAGGGUAUGCCAAAUUAGUUAUUUUCUCUUGCUGCCAUUGAUCAGAACCACAAAACUGAAACGAGGUAUUUAUAUUAUAGGAAUGUUAUCUUAUUAAAUUUUGAGCUGCAACGUUUAGUCCCUGAUUGAAAUCGAAUCCUAAGAAUCUUUGGGUGGAGCCUUUGACUGGUCCUAGAAAUGAUUUUUUUUUUCCAAAAUUGCAAUCAAAAGGAUCUUAAUGUGCUAAAAAUAUACCCCAAGGAAACAUGUUGUAACUGACUUUAUGUGUUAUGUUAUCGCUAGUAUUGACUGUGACUGUAUACAAGCUCUGAUAGUCGUUCAUGAUAGGAUAUUAAAAUAGACAACAAUUUAGUACAUAUUAUAUAAACAAAUUUGAAUUGGAAGUAUUUUUAUUGUGCUUAGAGGCUCGAUAGGCGAAUGUCUUUUUUUGAUAGAAGUUAUCUAUGGUAACACAGAGGUGGUGUAAUUAUUUUGAAAGAAGUGCACCCUUCUAGAUUUCAGUACGCCAUUUACAUGCUACGAAUUCAAGCAGUAAGUUGUAAGAUGACUUCAAAAAAGUCAAAUCUUUACUCUUCUAUGUAUAAAGUUAUUUUUUAACUCGAUCUGUG
This is a messenger RNA of Pocillopora meandrina, 19569 nucleotides long. The record is from the annotation of a GenBank genome assembly. NCBI's taxonomy places the organism in Eukaryota, Metazoa, Cnidaria, Anthozoa, Scleractinia, Pocilloporidae.